This is a messenger RNA of Fusarium sp. VM40, 3087 nucleotides long. The record is from the annotation of a GenBank genome assembly. NCBI's taxonomy places the organism in Eukaryota, Fungi, Ascomycota, Sordariomycetes, Hypocreales, Nectriaceae.
AUGGACGCCCAAGUCAGAGAGAGCCUACACGAGCCUCUCCCUUUGACCGCGUCCACUGAACGAGAUUCCAUGAUGGCGCAAGACCCAGCCCCCGAGACCCCCAAGAUGGCUCACGACUCCUUGGUAACGGUUCGGCUGUCUGAGCCGGAUCCCAUAGCCCUCGAUUCUCCUAUCGCUUCCCCGGUUGUCGAUACAACCCAGACAACACCAACCAAAGAACCAGUUGACGACUGCCCUGAUACUCCUAUAUCCCCCAAGUCUGAACUGUCGGUGGACGAUACGGAUGAGAGCCCAAAGGACGAGCCCAAAACAUUGACUAAAGAAGAGGUUGUCGAUACAGAGGCCCUGGAUGUUCCUACAGCAAUCAUGCCGCCACCGAUUCUUACGACAAGAACAUUACAAGACGAGUUAGCUGAUGAUGGCGACCUGUCAGACGACCAAGACGAGGUGAAUUGGGAACAACUCGAGCAGAAGGAGGAUGAACAGACCAAAGAUGAAGAAACAGACAAUUCGACGGCAUUGCUGUUGGCCCGACUUGAACAGGAGAAUGCGAAGCUGGCUACGAACCCAAAAAGCGUCAAAGUCCAAGGCGUCGACCGUGCUACUGCUGAACGUAGUGCAGUUAGCAGACCUCGUCCUCCUUCAAUGGCACAGCUCCGCCAGAUGGUACAUGGACCGACUCCACCCGCUCUACGAUACUCGAUGCUACCGCCACCUCCCAUGACAGAUCUUGAGUUCUACGCCGCUCUCGUGAAGGAUUACCAACAAACGGCCGCCAGACUUCCGACCCUUCUAUCAAACAAAAUCCGGAAGGGUAUUCCACCACCCCUGCGAGGCGUGGUUUGGCAGAGCAUGUCGGGAGCUCGAGACGCUGUGUUGGAAGACCAAUUUGAUCGUUUCUGCGGUGAGACUAGUCCUUACGAGGUCAUAAUUGGCAAAGAUCUGGGCAGAAGCUUCCCAGGAGUAGACAUGUUCCGUGAUCCAGAUGGUGAUGGACAACGUAUGCUUGGGCGUGUUCUCAAGUGCUUCAGUCUCUACGACACCAAGAUUGGCUAUUGUCAGGGGCUGGCCUUCCUGGUCGGCCCAUUGCUGAUGCACAUGCCCGACAAACAGGCAUUUUGUGUUUUAGUCCGCCUCAUGGAGCAGUACGACUUAAGGGCGUGCUUCCUCCCUGAUCUCUCAGGUCUCCACGUACGCAUUUACCAAUUCAAAGAAUUACUGCGCCAAAGCCUCCCAGUCUUGUCGAAUCACCUUGACGACCUACAGGUGGACCCUGCAUAUGUCUCCCAAUGGUUCCUCAGCUUUUUUGCUGUGACCUGUCCCUUACCGAUGCUGUUUCGCACUUACGAUGUGAUCUUUGCUGAGGGCGCUUCCGAAACAUUAAUGCGAGUCGCACUAUCCCUAAUGCGGAAGAACGAGGCGCGUCUAUUGGCGUGCACUGAGAUGGAAGACGUUAUGCAACUUCUUUUAUCUCGUGGCCUUUGGGAUUGUUAUCAUUACAACGCCGAUGAAUUUGUUCAAGAUUUUGUCGGUUUAACAGGUGCUGUAACGGCUGAAAACAUGCAACAGCUUGAGCAAAGCUACCGAGACUCCAAGAACGCUAUCAGCAACCCUGUUCGAGGAUCCGAAAUAACCACUGCCGCUAGCCGCUUCCUGGGUCGUAUAUGGGCCACCAACAACAAAUCCUCCAACCUCAGCCCAGGAAGUACUACCCCCACAAGACCGACAAGUAUGUUGCGACGAAGCCCAUCAAAGCAAAGCAUCGCGUCGACACUGAACUCAAUGGAAGCUAGCUCGGCUAGUGUUACCAGUUCAACAUCGACCGAUGCGACCGCUAUGUCCAGAGACUCUUCCAACACCGAGGAUGGGCGUGAUUCGACACCGGUCAGUAACAAGACAGCGCCAAGUCAUAAGAACACAGACGAACGAAACCUGCAUAGCCAGAUUGAAGACUUGUUGACCGCUCUCAGUGAGCUACAGCGCAACCAUUCCCUAUUAUCGAAUCAGCUGCAACGAGAACGCGAAGAUCGACAGGAGGAUCGUAAGGCGGUCCAGUCACUUCUAAAAGGCUUGAGACAAAAGGCAGAUUCUACAUCGUCUCGAUUGAGCAGCCCUCAAGUUACCGUUUCGCCCGAGAAGGAAGACAGCCCAGAUGCCGAGGAUGAUGAGUCGAAGUCACCAACUCCGGAGGAGAAACCCCAAUCGAGCGAUGACGAGGAUCGUAAAGAAGAACCCGCUUCUGCCACCGAGGAUCUCGAAAGCCUAUUCAAUGCGGUUGAACAGCGGUUCCAGGGCGAAGAGGACCAACGGCAGUCGUCCAUGCUCGUAUCAAAAGCUCAACUUCAGGACGAGCUAAAUCAUGCCAAAGAUCAGCUCAAUGCUGCUGUUUCACAAUCACAAGAAUACAGUCGCCAAAUACUGGACCUAAAUCAGGAGAUGGCAAGUGUCAAGGAGCAACUGCGGGAAAGUCACGCACAUGUUAGGACGCUUCACCAGGACAGGCAAAGGCUCGAGAAGCAGAUGCAUGGGCUGAAGUCUCGAGUAUCAACAGCUAGCUCAGCGCAUGAGGCAACUAAGGAAGUCGACGUGGAUAGAGGAAGCAAGUCUGGGGGCGGCCUUCGAGAGUUCAAGCUCAAUCGCAGCAAAACUACACCGCCACACCCGCCACACCUUCAUGAGUCUGAGACAAUGUCAUCUGCCACGACCAAAUUCAGCAAACGAUUGUCGUCUUUGCCCAAAAGCCACGAAGCAGGCGUGCCGGUGGUGACCACAACGGCACCUGGACCCUCACAUAGCGAACACGAGGCAUUGCUAGCCGAGCUCGUGCAAGCCAAAACAGCAGAGGCAGUCGCCAAACAAGAAGCUGAAGAGGCUCGACAGAAGCUGGAGUCGAUGAGGAAAUCUCAUGGACUGUCCCGCUCCGUUUCGGCCCACAGUGCAUCUGCAUCACAAUCCGGACCCGGUGGAAUGUUCGGACUGCUGUCCGGCCACGGGGCACCUGCCGUGACUGAUGCUUCAACGAAGCCAGCAUCACCGAAUGCUGGAUCUCCAGGAUCUGCAGCAAGUUUCUGGGGUUGGCGAAGAUAG